AACAGCGUAAGCUGCGCUUGUUUUGUUUGUAAAUUGAUUUUUAUCGUAUAGAAACUUAUUUAUUUUCAACUCAAAAAUGGCUGGAAAGCCACCAGAUGAAACAUAUAUAUCUGUAGUCGAUGAAGAACCAGAGUUUUUUGCGUUACUCAAGUGGGAUUCCGCACAAACUCAAAAACCACAAGAGCCUCGUAGUUUCGAAAGAGCAAAAAGUCCUGAGAAAUUAUGUAGUUUGUCUUGUAUGCCAACUUCUAAAGAUGAAUUGGAUCCAUUUGAUCUUAGUGAUUCAACGUUUAUAGAGACGUAUAGACUGACGAAAGAUUUGGCGCGAAGUUUAUGUGAAGAAUUGACCCCUGUAAUGCCCGAAUCAAACAAAUCAGUUGAAUUCUCUAUUGAGACCAAGGUUCUGGCAACUUUAUCAUUCUAUGCCACUGGGAAAUAUCAAAAGUCCAUAGGUGGGAAAACAGAUCCGAGUACAACACAGUACUUUGUGUCAACUGCUGUGGCUCAAGUCACAGAGGCUAUGAACCACACCAGUAUUGUCAAGAAAUAUAUACAUUUUCCACAUUUAAGGGCAGAGAGAGACCUCAUUAAAAGCAGAUUUUUAUUUAAAUACAAAAUACCAAAUGUAGUUGGAUGUAUAGAUUGUAUGCAUGUUCCAAUUGCAAAGCCAGAUGAUGACCACAAGAGACACUUUAAUAAGUCCUACCAUUCCAAGAAAGCUCAAAUUAUAUGUGACAGUGAGUUAAAUAUUGUGAGCGUGGACGCAGCGGGCGGCUCUCUGUCGCACGACGCCAUUCUCAACCGGCACGCUGUCAAGAACGAUCUGCAGAGCCUCAACUACGCUAGAGAUGUCUGCUGGCUUGUCGGUGGCCCUCAUUACACCCAAAUGCCAUACAUAAUGACCCCGAUACCGAAAGUCACAAAGAAAUCGCCCAUAUCACCAGAAAAGCAUUACACUACCCUGCACUCACAGACACAUGCCAUCGUUCUAGAAACCAUUAAACAACUAAAAUCCAGGUGGAAAUGUCUCCAAGCUACGUGCAACAAGCAGUUUGAUCCAGACACAGUGGCCAAGAUCAUAACAGCAUGCUGUAUCCUGCAUAACAUUUGUAACAAGAGAGGUUUAACUGUCCCACAGAUGACUCAGGCUGAAGAACGGUUGGAACUUAUGAAACAGAAGGUAGCGAACGCUCCAGUAAGUAAAAAACGUGUUGAGGACCCUAAAGGUGUCGAGACUAGAAUGAGUUUAAUAGAAAUCUUGUGGCAAGAACGGAGUGUUUCAAAUGAGAGUGCUCCGAAGAAACGUAAUGUGAAAAGAGACAGAGUUGUAGAAGCUCCUCAACAACCAGUCAACCAGAUGCAUUAUUUGCAUGAAGAUCCCAGCAAGAGGGCCAGAAUUAUGAUGAAUAAUCCCUACCAUUUAGGAGUCGGUAUGGCUCCUACGUGGGGACAUUAUCCACAACACUAACAAAGUAGAUUAUUAGGAUUGAGUGUCUAUGUGCCUAUUGUAAGUUAUUGCUUGCGGCAAUAUUUGAACGAUUAGAUUCCAGGUCGUCUUUUUUUUAAAUCUUGCUUGAACUUCAAACCUGUACAGCGUGGUCAUCUUUCAGUAUUUUCAGUAUUAGUAUUAAUAUAAUAUAUGUCAUAUUUGGGUAUAACUUAUAAGUGGAAGAAGAAGAUAGAUGUUUUGGAAUAUCAUCAUAAUCAGAAUUUCAGCCAGAAAACGUCCACUGCUAGAGAAAGGCCUCCCCCAAAGAUCUUGCAUGACUAUCGGUCCUGCGCUGCCCUAGUUCAACCUACUCCGGCGAUCUUGACCAGAUCAUCGGUCCAUCUUGCGGGGGAGUUAUGGAUACGUGGUCGCCAUUCGAAGUAAUCUUCCUCAAUGGCCAUCUGUCCAUCGAGCUAUAUGCCCAGCCCACUGCCACUUCAGUUUCGCAACCACCUUUGUUAUUUCGCUGACUUUGGUUCUCCUACGGAUCUCCUAAUUUUUCAUGCUCAACUGGAUUAUUUGUCCAAGUUAGCCGUACUCGUCUACCAUUUAAAGAAUACAGCUCCCAACUUUUACGGCAGUAGGUGCGACAUGGACAUUAGAUAUGAUCUUCGUCUUGUCCAUGUUCAUACUCCUACUCCUUGGGAACCUAUAUUGAGGCCAUUGAGCAGGCUUAAGUCUUCCAUGAUCUACGGCAUGAUUACAAUAUCGUCUGCGAAACGAAGGUGAAUGAUAUAUUCGUUGUUGAUGUUGACACCCAGUCUGUACCCAGCUUAAAGUCUUCUUCCAACGCAGCGGUAAACAGCAGCGGCGAUAAGACAUCGCUUUGUCUGACUAACGCCUCAGGUCGAUAGGCUUCGAGAUCUGACCUGGAACGGAGUGAUAUGGUGGCGUUUUCAUACACUUCAAUGCUUUGAUAUAUCGAUAAUCAAUACCUCUGGAGAAACUGAAGCACUGCCCAGGUCUCGAUCGAAUCAAAGGCUUUCUCAAAUUCUCUUAUAAUACUCCUCCGUCUUCUGUAUAACCUGCCGCUGUUUAUGUAUGUGGUAAGAGGGUUUAGAAAUAUGCUGCGAAAGAAUGCUAUAAUGUAAUAGGCCAAGUGUAACACAAAAGUUUGUAAUCCAGGAGCUAACUCUAUUGCUAGUAGAUUUGCUGCUCACCUUUUUAGACAUGUCUCAAUGCAAGGUUCCGUGUCUAUAGAAUGUAUCAUUUUUGAGAGAAAGUGGAAGGUACUUAGACCAUAUGAGAACCCCUCAGCAACCACUUUCCAAACGUGAACGAAACAAAGGUGAAGAUGAAUAUGUGUGUUUCUCAAAAUAUUAAGUUUAAAGCAAACACUGUCAGUGUACUUAGUUUAUUAUAAUAUUUUAAGAAGUAAUUAUGUGAAAAAUAUUAUACAUAAUUUUUCAUGGAA
Molecule: messenger RNA, 2903 nt
Organism: Leptidea sinapis
Lineage: Eukaryota; Metazoa; Arthropoda; Insecta; Lepidoptera; Pieridae
Product: putative nuclease HARBI1
Exons: 5
Coding region: 77-1468 (463 amino acids)
Source: RefSeq, a predicted model, not a curated record